Teleopsis dalmanni is the source of this 8925-nucleotide messenger RNA. RefSeq names its product small subunit processome component 20 homolog. Gene Ontology annotation, cellular component: 90S preribosome; small-subunit processome; nucleolus. Bases 1 to 8712 code for a protein of 2903 amino acids. The transcript is spliced from 5 exons. Lineage: Eukaryota; Metazoa; Arthropoda; Insecta; Diptera; Diopsidae. The record is from RefSeq and is a predicted model, not a curated record.
AUGGCACAUUUAAAAUUUUGGAAUGCUUUUCAAGCACUCGCUGGUCCCAUUGUAAAGAAAAAAACAAUGAGUCAAGCUAGUAAGUCUGCAGCCAUUCAAGUAGAUAAGAAUGCAACUCCAAAAACACAAAUGUCCAUUGAUACUCUUGCCGCUCUAAGAAAAAAACAUGAUACUACAAAUGUUAUCCAACGUAUGGAUGACGUUCAUAGUAAGGAUAUAAACGGACCAAACAAAGCAAUCGGACUUACGGUGGCUGAGUGUGUUAAAGCAAAUAAAACUAAAAUUGAACCACCGCCGAGUAAUAAUCAAUCCAAAAACACGUCUUCAUAUUCUGGAACACAAGAUCCGCCAAAAAGCAAAUAUCAGUUUUAUCCAAAAUACCAUGCACCACCUUUGAGAGUCUUUCAAUUUAAAUCUUUCGGUGAGCGCAUAAAUGAAAUCGACUUGCGCCAACUCGCUUUGUACCACAUUGAGCACGAAAAUGAGCGACUGCCGGAAGAUGAUGAAACUUAUUUCUAUCAAACGUUAAAAAAAUGGACAAUAAUAAAUUUGACCAAUGAGUUUAGUGCGUUAAGUCGAAAGUUCACUAAAAUCGUCACCUUAGCACAACUCUUGCAUGAGAGGGAUUUCGUGGUCGACGCACUACUCGAACAUUUGUCCACAGCUACAGUGCUCUCAUUACAGCCGACACUGGAAUUAUUGUAUGUGUUGGGACGUGAUUUGCGUGAAGAUUUUUAUGUCUACUUUCAACGCAUCUUGGAUCGUUUGAUCUGUUUAUUUAAUACACAGGAUGGUGACCAAUUGGAAUGGACGCUUAUAUGCUUGGCGCAUUUGUUUAAAACUUUGAAACCAUACCUCAAAAAAAAUAUAGGAGUUGUAUUCAAUGCUAUACUACCACUGCUAGACGAGCAAUGUUACGAGGAGCACGUCACAAACUUUGCAGUUGAAUGCUUCGCUUAUGUCGCGCGUGACCUUAGGGAUUAUCGCAAGUUUCUGGAUUUUGUGUUGGAGACGGUGAGGCGUGAGCAAGUAGAUAGUGUACGCGGAUGUGGACGUUUAAUUUUUGAAAUACUGCGUGGCGUUAAGGGGCAGUUGCACUCGGUCGCUGGUAAUUUGCUGCAGUUCCUAUUUGAAUGUUUGGUGGAUGAGCAACGUAAAGAUAAGGUGAAGGCGCAGUUACUAUUUGAGAUUGUGCGUUAUGCCAUGCAGGAACUGUUGAUAUUUGUAAAUGUUGGUAGCGUAAAUUUGUUUUGGCAAAAAUUAUGCGAAGUGGCAAAAUGCCGACAGAACUGUAACAAAUUGGAGUAUUUAUUGCCGAUAUUUAUUUUAGGCGCUGAGUAUAAAAAUGGACGCUACUUGGCGGAAAUGGAUGUGGUAGUGCCGACAGUACUAAAAUUAUAUGAUAUCUGUAAACAAGCUAAGCCAGAGAAGUCUAGAGAAGCCUUGGAAUUGUUGGUAACGCUAGUGGCUAAAAUUUUGUUGUCAGACUCGAAUCAAUUGACGCAGCUGGACACGAGCCGUUUGAUUAAGAAAUUGUUGACGCUGGAACAACGUGAAAUUUACAGUACAUUUGUGCUCGCUGUAGUCAAUCAUGCACAAUUUGAGCUGUUAAUAUUGCCUGCAGUGGUGAGUCAUUUUGAACAGCAACUCGAUUUGGAGUCAUUUGAACUGUUAAGUAGAGUCGUUUUGCAAAAGCAACCUUUAGCAUUAAAUGCCAGUGGUCUACAACAAUGGAAACGUUAUGCAUUACAAGUAAAAAGCCAGUCUACACUGAAAAAAAUUGUCAGCAGACUACAAGAGUUGAGUAAGAGCGCUGAGCACUUGGAGGAAUACUUGCUGUUACUGAUAUUGGUGCCACAUUUGAAUGCUUUGGAUGUGGACUCUUUAACAGCUAGCUUUGUAGACGCUGUGGAGGAGUGUGUAAAAAAAAUUAACGCUUCAGUAGAGUCGCAAAAGUAUCUACUACUCCUAGCUGUGCUAGUUGAGACAAGUAUACAUAUUGAUGUCAACCUCAAGAAACAGCAAUUGGAAGGCAUACUAAACUGUUUGUUGGCACAUGUGUGCAAUCCACAUGUCUUAGGCAUGCUGGAUCUGCUGUUAUUUAAAUAUAGUACCACAAUCAAAACAAAUAAAGAGCUACCUGCGCAGCUAUCAAUGCUUUUAGGUCAACAUAAUCGCAAUAUACGUUUAACUGCGGCACAUUGUCUGCACACGCUGCACAAGAGUACAGCGGGAAAAAGUCCAAAUCCUUAUAAAAUCUUCUACGAUGCUGAAUGCAUUGAACCAAAUGUCUAUAACUAUCGCGAACAAUUGUUGUUGCUGCAAAAGUUGGAGACGGCCGGUGAGUACUUUAAGUCCAUGACCGACAAUAAUUACAGAAUGGAUACAUUACGUUACUUGCUGGGUUUAUUGUACAUAAACUUCAAACCCAUUUGGUUGCCAGUUUUGAAACUGGUUGAAGAGUAUGCCAAAGUUUUGCCUGCGCAAGAUUUCUGGUUGAUCUUCAAGGAAAAACUGGAGAGCACAGCGGCAGCCAUACACUAUGAAGAGGUAGAGCAGGCAGUGCUACCAGCAGAAAGUGUUGCGAUACAAUGGCAGAGUGUGGCUUUGAAUGAUUUGUUAACACCGCAUGUUUCCGUGCCACUUACGCAGCAAGAAUUAUUUAAUUAUCGUAAUCUGCUAUGGACACGUCUGCCACAAUUUGGUCAGCUUGUGGAAAUUAAGAAUCGUGACUUGGUUACGUUGUUUCUUAAUUUUGUCAGUGAAGAAUAUCGCAAACAUUUGGAAAAAUACGAGUUCAAUUGGAACUUAUUAGCUACAAGUGAAACACAAAUAGCAUUAGAAAUGGAGGAUGCGGACGAUGAUGAAGCAGACGAUGAUGAUAUGCAGCAGAGCAGCGGCAACAGCACACCAAAGCCGAAACGUCGUGUGAAGCAGAAACAAAAUACGAAAGCUAAAUUCAUACUAGAGACUUUAAAGAGUAAACUUGGUAUAUUCGUAAAUCAACCAAAUCCUAAAGCACUUUAUCGCGAGCCAAAACUAUAUAGUUUUUAUAUGGAUUUACUUGCUUGUCCCAAUGCGCAAUUACAAAAAGUGGCGUUGGAUUGUGUACUCGCUUACAAAGUAAAAGCCUUGCUUAAUUACAAAGAACAAUUAUACGGCAUCAUUGAUGACAACAAAUUCAAAGAAGAACUCAUCAAUUUUAAAUUGGACACAGUAGUGGAAGAGCAACGUCAGCCACUUAUGUUAAUACUGCUACGUUUGCUCUAUGGCAAAAUGAUCACUAAAGGUGCACAACGCAAUGUCAGUCCACAAGCGCGUAAAGCUUUAAUCCUACGCUUUUUGGGUCAAUGUACAACGGAUGAAAUGCUUUGGUUUCUACAAAUGGCAUUUGGAAAAUAUGACAAGUACACAAAUGAUGCCGUUAACUUGAAUGAGGUGCCUGCGCUAGUAGCAGCUGAUUUUCAACUUAGCGCUGUCUGUUCAGCAAAGAAGCUGCAAAAUAUAGUUAAUCUACUGGAGCUCAUACGUAAAGAGUUUGGUGGCUUGGUGCAACGAGAGUUCCAUAUGUACAUGAUCAAAUUGCUCACAUUUGUGGGCAGCGUUUGUAAUGCUGUGCUCCAAACAGACACCAGUCAGCUGCAUGCCAAGAUGCCUGUUGUCUAUAAAAAUGUGAAAAAUAAUGCUUUACAGGGUUUAGUCAAUUUCUUUGCGCAUAUUACAGAAUUUGAGUGGCAGCUAGCAGAUAUGAAGUGCUUAACUGAAGUCUUCGUUUGGCCAACAAUCGAAAAAUUACCUCUGGAUGGCAUACAUUCACCCACCAAUUUACUCAAAUUGCUCUUGCAGUGGGGAGAACAACCGAAACUUUUUAUUUAUCUGAACCAGCCGCAUGCGAGCAGUCAGCAAGUCAUUUUUCACUAUAUCAUGGAGCUGUUGCUGAAUGAGAAAACGAAAGCUGCUGUACGAAAGCCAAUUUUAGAGUUAAUCGAGCGUUUGUUGGUUGCCUACGAAGCUUACAAACUAACACCCACAACAACAUACAACACACUUGAGUUGCUUAAACCAUUCAUACCACAAAUAUUAAAACGCUUGCGCAUGAACUUAGCUGCCAAACGUACAGGUAAACAGAAUCUAGACAAACGUGAGCUGAAUAUACUCUCUUUGCUGACUACGCAUGUUGAAGAUGCGGAAACAUGCGAUAGCCUACUACAGUUGUUGCUGCCCAUACUCAUUGCCCGUACACAAACAGUUGCCGGUGAAGAGCAAGUCAUUACACAAGUGAUUAACACGCUAUCAAAUCUUAUAAAGCGCUUGUCAAGUCCUGAAUUGUACCUAUUGAAGAUAGCACCACUAUUUGAGCAAGUGCAGGAAGUGACAGGACGUAAAAUGCUCUGCCAACUGGUAGCUGACAUAGCUAAGGUACGUUGUAAGCAAACAGAUGAUUCCAAUUCUAUAGAAGUUGCACUAUGUGAACGCCUGAAGAAGAUUGCACGUAUUAUGCAUAUGCUGAAUGCUUGGGAUAAACGUUGGGUGGAACAACCUGACUAUGAAAUGCGUUUGGAAGCCUUCAAAGAAAUCACACAACAGGUAAAUGCUGCCACAGUUGAUAUGGAUCUUGGUGUGUUGGUGAUAUACAAUUGUUUUUACUUCAUCAAAUAUGACAAAGACAUGGGUUUGAGAGAUAAUGCCAGCGAGCAGCUAAAACUACUCGUGCCCAAGCUUUUACAAAUAUAUGCCGCAGAUAAAGUGCAACUCAGAUAUUUGAUGAAUGAUGUUUUAUUAAAUUUAUUGCGGCGUCUCAUACGUGACCACAAUGAUAAUGCACGUAACGAAGGUAUAAGACUGCUUGGCGAAAUGGUGCGCACAUCUGCUUUCGCACACGAAGUCCUCGUAGAUCUGGAACCACUUGUGAAUAAACAAGACGCCGAUGCAGAUUUCUUUGAAAAUAUCACACAUUUGCAGAUAAAAAUGCAUGGACGUGCACUACUGAAGUUUGCACAAGCUGCAGAGACAUUCAUCAAACCACCCAAUGCACAAACUCUAACACAGUUUGUGCUACCAUUGACUUCAAGGUAUUUGCUACAAGAAAAAUAUGCUGGCAUGAAUUCAGUUGUUGAUGCCGCUAUAGAGGCUGUUGGAGUGGCUUGUCAGCUCUUGCCUUGGACACAAUACUAUAACGUAUUGCGUUACUACCUCUCUAAAAUGCGUACAUCCUUGGAACAACAAAAGCAGAGUGUGCGUAUUGUUGUGCGCAUACUAGAUGCCUUCCACUUUGAUUUGACGAAAGCCGAAACUGAUCAGUUAGCAUUAACACAAUUAAAGCAGGAAUUAACUGAGUACGGAGUUGCAGAAUCAAAGGUAAAGAAAAUAGACACUACAGUUGCGAAAACAACAGAAACGUCACUGUCAGAAAAUGUCUCCAAUAACAAAGAUGAAGAAGUUGAUGAAGACAACAAAGCACAAGCAGAUGAUACCACAAAUUUUGAUGCUGACUUGGAAGCUGAUAGCGAGUCAGAUGUUGAAACAGAAAAUGAGACAACAAAUACGGUUAAUGUGACACAAAAGUCUUUACUGCAGCAACAUUUAGUGUUGUCCGUUGGUGCUGCCAAACGUGUGAUAUCCACCAUAACUACUAUACUCAUACCCACGCUUAAUCGUUCCAUUACCGAGAAGAGUAGCUACGAUACGAAACAUAAAGUGAAUCGCAAGCGGUUGAGCAUUGAACGUGAGGAAGAAGAAAUUUUACGUGUGCCUAUAGCUUUAGCUAUGGUGAAGCUGCUACAGAAACUACCUAAGGACCUAUUAGAUGCUAGUUUACCAGGUAUUUUUAUGAAAGUCUGCACGUUUCUACGUUCACCUUUGAAGUCGGUGCGGCGGUUCACACUUGACAAUCUGAAAAAAAUAAUGAAGUCCUUGGGUUCUAGUUACCUAGCAUUGCUUAUGGAUCAUUUGCAAACACUACUGACCCGUGGUUUCCAAAUACAUGUGCUUUCUGUCACUGUGCAUGGUGUACUCGAUGAGUUACGUGAGAUAUUACAAGCGGGUGAUAUAGAUCGCUGUCUAGGCAAUGUUUUAGAAGUGGCUAUGAAUGAUAUUUUUGGAGAGGCGGCUGUGGAAAAGAGUAUUGAUAAGAUCACCGCACACACGCCAGAAGCAAAGCCAAGUGCCAAAAGCUAUCUAAUCUUGCAUAUAGUAGCGCGUAACAUACAGGAAACAUGUUUACUCGAUUUACUCUUACCUUUUCGGGAUCAUCUGACACGUUCACAGUCCAGAAAAGUAACUAUGAAAAUACAAGAUUGUUUUGCCAAAAUUGUUGCUGGUUUGGUGGAAAAUGCGCACAUAACAUGCCAGAGUUUACUUUAUUUUGUUUAUGGUACAAUAUCGGAAAGCAUAACCGACUUAUUGCCGGGCACACAGAAACGAGUGCUUAGUGAUCAAGAGAAGGAGAAAAUGCGACGAGCGCGCCCUGAUUGCUAUAUCAUACAACCAGCGCCACGCACAAGAUCUGGCGCUGUUAAUAAAAUUGUUAAAUCGAAUGCACAAGCAAAUGCGCACAUAUUGAUUGAAUUCGGUUUGGAAAUGUUGUACAUUGUCCUGAAACGUAAGAAGCUUAUGUCGGUGAAUUAUCAGCCAUUUUUGCAUCCUUUACUACCACUCCUUAGAGAUUCCUUGAAAAGCACACAUAUACGCUGCACAACAUUUGCGCUGAAAUGUUUUGCUUCGAUUUGGAAUGAGGAAUAUGAACUGCCUGCAUUACAGGAAUACAUAACAGAUAUUGUGUCACGCAUGUUCGAAAUACUAAAGAAUUUUUCCACUUUCGGUGCCACUAAACAAGAAGAUAACUUUCAACUGGUAAAGUCAUCCUUUAAAGCAAUCGUCGCACUUUUGCGGAAAUAUACUGAAUAUGAGUUGACUGAAGAGCAAAUCACGCAGCUGGUGCUUUAUAUCGAGCAAGAUUUGUAUGAAGGUGAAAACCAAGCUAUGUGCUUACCACUGCUUAAAGCCUUGGUUACGCGUAAGGUGGACUCAAGGGCUUUACAUGAAUUGAUGAAAAAGAUCGGCGAUCUAUCCAUUGUUUCUCAAUCGGAUUUCGUGCGUAAUGAAACGCGCGCAAUACUUUUCAUCUACCUUAUGGAAUAUAAGCUUAAACACCGUGUGGAUCAGGUUAUAAAAUUCAUGUCGGCACAACUGUGUUAUUCCCUGCCAACUGGACGGCAAUCAGUGAUUAAGUUCUUUCACACUGUCAUACAAAAAUUUCCACAUAAGAUUCUUGCAAAACGUGCCGAGUUUUUGUUUCUAACGUUGGGUUUACGUUUGGUCAACGAUGAUGAACCUGAUUGUCGUAGAGCAGUCGCAGAAUGCAUUGAAUUAUUAAUAAACCGUUUGGAUAAAGUCAAUCGUCAAUUGCUAUUUGAUAUUAUUUUAUUAUUAAUGGAAUCUAAUGAUAAAGCCACGACAAGGGAAAUGGGCGCUUGUUUAUGUUCACGUUUCGUCAAUGUCGAAAAGCAAUCCUUUUCCCCGCGUCUAAAGACAAUAUUGUCCUCAAUACAAGCACGUAUCACCCUAAACAAUCCAAAUGCGCCGGGUAGAUUUGUACGUGCCCCCGCUGUCUUAGGUGUUGAUGUGCAUGCGGAAGAUGUGAUACAAAACCAUAAAAAUAAAGGACGACGUCGUGAGUUAUAUGAGAAGAUGGAUCAUUUAAUUGGUAAUGAAGAAGCACUUGCUGAGACAGUUGAGGAAAAGCAGCGAGCAAUCGAUCAUGAAGUUAUACAAAUGCAAUAUUGUCUGCUGAAGAUAUUCGAUUACUGCGGUCAAACAUGUUUCUCCAAUGAAGAACUAGUAAAUAUCGUCGAUGAACUCGCCUAUGAGUCACAACGUCUACUUGCACAUGAACACUCCCUCGUGCGCUGCAAUGCAGCCAAAAUACUCACGCAUGUACUGGGAAACUAUGAUUUCGAUUUAGUUGCGCAAAUUAUUAAUAAAGAAAAAACUUUGGAAAGCAUAAACCCACAGUCAGCGAAGCUCAAUUACAUUUACAUAAAUCCCGAAUUGGAUAUAAAGUCUUUGACUCUGGAUCUUUGUGCGCAAAUUACACCUGGGGAUACUGCGCAGGAGAUGAUAGAUGAGAUAGUGAAGAUAUUUCUCUACAUAGGCAAUAUGUUGCGAAAUGUAUCGCUGGCGAAUGUUGAGAUCAAAAUAAAUUUACAUUGGUUUGCACGUAGGAUACGUUUUCUGAUUAAUAAGGAAGUCGCUAGAGCACCGCACUCCACACAAAUCCGUACAGCACUAUUCACUCUUAUCGAAGGAUUUAUCACGUUGCUGAGCGUUGAGACCAUAGAGAUUUUGCUGCCCACACUUUUGCCUACACUUGUGCGUGAAAUGUCAGAGGAUGACGACAGUGUAGAUCUGAAGCUGAGGCAAUUAGCUUUGCAUGUUGGCAGUCGACUACGUAAGCGUAUUGGCUCUGAUCUCUAUGAUAAGUUGCGUACAAAUGUACAAACUGAACUUAUGAUGCGCCGAGCUGAACGUAAGAAGGUUAUAGCUCAAGAGAAGAUACACGAUCCAGUACGUGCCGCAAAACGUAAGGUCGGCAUACAGGAACGUAAGAAGGCCGCUAAAAAACGAAAAACAGAACUGAUGCGCGGUAAAGUGGAAGACGUUAAACAGAAACUGAAGAAACGAAAACGUAAAGCCGAAGAUGAUUUAUUCUAGCAAAGUGAAGUGAUUAACUUAAAUGCAUGAUUAUAAUUAAGUACAUAUUAAGAGGAUUAAGAGUGCUUAAACUGAAGAUGCUUUGUUCUACCAAAUGGAGAGAUUAAUUUAAAUGCAUGAUUAUUAUAAAGUAAAUAUUAAGAGCAUUAAGAUUUAGUAUUGUAAAAACCUUGCAUUGCCAAAAUGUAAAUCUUUUACUUAAAAGCAUAAAAA